This is a messenger RNA of Danaus chrysippus (African queen), 1620 nucleotides long. NCBI's taxonomy places the organism in Eukaryota, Metazoa, Arthropoda, Insecta, Lepidoptera, Nymphalidae. The record is from the annotation of a GenBank genome assembly.
AUGGAGUCUUUUAAAUCAUUUGUAGUUUUGACGCUGUUGUUUUUAGUGCAUCAAAUAUCUGCUGGAUGUUCAGAUGUGCCGUGUGCUCCCAGAUUUUAUAAUGAGUCGUCAGUGUGUGUUUGUAACUCUACAUACUGCGACACUAUCACGAGAGUAACCAACUUUGAAUCUGGGACUUUCGCCACGUAUACUAGCAGUAAGGAAGGCAAAAGAUUCUAUAAACAAAUCAAUAAUAUCCAGUGUCGGGACCCGUCAGUGAGAGAUGAUGACGAAAAUGUCUACCUACUGGAUCCGAAGGUUCGUUAUCAGAAGAUCGAGGGUUUCGGUGGAGCUGUCACGGACUCAGCUGGUAUGAACUUGAAGAGUUUACCUUUAGCUGCACAACGGAAAUUAGUAAAAUCUUAUUUCGGUGGUAAUGGCAUCGAGUACAACAUGAUCCGUCUGCCGAUUGCCUCAACUGAUUUUUCAACACGUAUUUACUCUUACGAUGAUUAUCGUAACGAUACAGAUCUGGACAACUUUAAAUUAGCAAAAGAAGAUUAUGAAUAUAAGAUUCCUUUCAUUCAACGUGCAAAAGAUGUCGCCACUGACGAUAUUCAUAUAGUAGCUGCUUCAUGGUCACCUCCUUCAUGGAUGAAGACUAAAGACAGCAUGGCUGCCGGGGGUUCAGUUAAAGAGAAGUUCUUCCAGGACUACGCUGAUUAUCAUUGCAAAUUUGCGGAAGCUUACAAGAAGAAUGGCAUCGAUAUCUGGGCGAUGUCAACAUCAAACGAACCGACUUCACCUCUGCUGAAGACUCCUUUCCAAAGCACGUUGUGGUAUGUGCCGGAUAUGGGUGCCUUCAUAUCGAAGCAUCUUGGACCGAAAUUAAGGAAAUGCUCUGCAGAAGGUAUUAAGUUACUAACCAUUGAUGACCAGCGUGGCUUAAUUCCACUGUUUUCUGUGAUGUUUGGUCUAGCACCGGAAGCCAUUGAUUACGUGGACGGUUUCGCUCUGCAUUCGUAUUUAAAUAAAAUAACAUCACCAUCUAUGUCAACAUUGCUCCUGAAACAGUUUCCAGAUAAAUUUGCUCUUGUGACUGAAUAUUGUGCAGGAUCUUCACCAUCCGCUAUUCCAAAAGUUGAUUUGGGUUCCUGGUCGCGAGCUAAAGACUAUAUCGAAGAUAUUCUAGAGAAUCUCAACAGCAAUUUCGUUGGUUGGGUGGAUUGGAACUUAUGUUUGAACAGACAAGGAGGUCCGACUUGGGUCGGCAACUACGUGGACUCCCCGAUAAUAGUUGACGCUAAAAAGAAAGAGUUCUACAAACAACCCAUGUUCUAUGCCAUGGGACAUUUUUCUAAAUUUCUACCGAGAGGAUCACAAAGAAUACAAAUAACUGCUGGUAGCGAUAACCAAUGUGGCAAGUGCGUUAAGGAUCCGUCCAAAGAAUACAUUGCCUUCAUGACGCCCGAAGACACUAUCGUGGUCAUCAUAUAUAAUGAUGGGGAGGCACACGAAGCGACAUUACGAGUAGGCACGUGUGACGUCAUCGCUCAACUCGAUGCAAAUUCCAUUACAACCAUCGAAAUACCCACCACACAAGACGAUGGAAACAUGGAAUGUAAAGUCUUACUAGACUAA